This is a messenger RNA of Brassica napus (rape), 2028 nucleotides long. RefSeq lists its product as uncharacterized. NCBI's taxonomy places the organism in Eukaryota, Viridiplantae, Streptophyta, Magnoliopsida, Brassicales, Brassicaceae. Gene Ontology annotation, molecular function: DNA binding. Gene Ontology annotation, cellular component: nucleus. The record is from RefSeq and is a predicted model, not a curated record. Bases 344 to 949 code for a protein of 201 amino acids. Gene Ontology annotation, biological process: DNA replication; DNA recombination; DNA repair. The transcript is spliced from 8 exons.
GGCUCGCGGCUGUUUUGUCUGAAUUGUCGUUGGGCUUCUGUGGGCUUCAUCUGUAGUGGUUGCAAAGUGGGCUUCGUCACACUUUUAUGUCGAAACAUAAAAUACAAAAGAAACCUCGGCGUCUCCGUCGAAGCUUAUCGUCUCUGUCUCUUCAUCUUUUCAUCGCCUCUACCUUUUCGUUUUCUCCGAUCGAAGAGCGAGGAAGCCGAUAGUUAAUCGAGUUUUUACACAAUCAAUACUUCUUUUAUGAUUUCGUUUCACCUCCCCCUUUUCAUCCUUCUUUAUAUAUUGAUCUUUUUAUUUCAUAUAAACCAAAACCCUAGAACCACUCAAAACUCGAUCCAUGGUGAUGAAACGAAAUGGGAAGUCGCAUGUCUCCUCAGACUCUGAUGAACAAUUCAUGUCCUUCAAGGAUGUCUCUCUAGGUCCCCAUGAAGCUCAGCUACGCUUCCGACUCAUCCAUUUCUGGGAGGCUCGGAACCCGGUGAAGAAGACACUGAUUGGCCUCGAAAUGCUCCUUAUCGACGAACAGGGAACUGUUAUUCAAGGAUUUAUCCCACCUGGACGAAUUAAGAAGUACCUGCCUGAUAUGAAACGUGGAUCGGUUUACAAACUCAUCAACUUCUACGGAUCGAAAAACAAACCGGUGUAUCGGGUUGCUGAUCAUCUCGCAACCGUGUCUUUCACAUGGAAUUCUGAAAUGUCGGCUCUUCACGAGAUUCCCAUCUCGAUUGAUGAAGACCGUUUCAGGUUUCAUUCACACGAAGAUUUUGAAACUAACUGUGAUCUCAAAGGUGACCUCUACGAUGUUGUAGGCCAUAUGAAGCUGGUCGAUGGACAGACCCUGAUUGAGCGUCCCAUCAUUGACGAUGUGAAGAUCGCUACCACUCGGCACAUCAUGAUUCAUGUGCAAUCACUUGAUGGGCAUGUGAUGAAGCUCUACCUUUGAGACCAGGCUGCAACAGACUUCAUCAAGAAAUUCAACUCCUGUGAAAACACUCCCACGGUGCUUUUGGUCACAACCGUUAACACCAAGCGUCUCGGAGGUACCCUUGCCCUGACUUCUAUGUCCUCUACACGGGUUUUCAUGGACAAUGAUGUCCAACCAACCAGGAAUUAUUUAACAUGGUAUGUAUCCCGUCUUCAGCAUCUGUUCUAUACAGUUUCAAGUGACGCAUACACUUACGCUUAUAUAGUAGUAAAUGACUGAAGCUCUGUUUUAUGUUUUGUUUCAGGCUGGGCUCUAAACCAUAGAUUGCUAAUCAGGUUAGCGCAGACGUCAUCACUAAGCGUGAGACACUGACUAUAGCAGAUAUAUUCUCCUACAUGAGUCAGGAAUCUGCAAAGGAUGCCUUUUUUGAGUGCACGGCUACGAUUGAUGAUGUUGUGCAUGGCUCUUCUUGGUACUAUAUUGGAUGCAGUGAGUGCCAUUCUAAGGCUACCAAAGGCACAAAUUCAUUGAUUUGUACAAACGCAAAAUGUGCGAAGGUUAACACAACUGGUGUUGCACAGUACCGUGCAAAGAUUUCUGUUUAUGACAACACUGAACAAGCUUUUUUUGUCCUACUUGGAGACGCUGGGCAUGAGUUGACUGGGAGGCAUGCAUCCGAAUUAGUUAGCAACUACUUUAAGGCUAAUAAAAGCGAAGGAGCUGACCAUGAGGUGCCUAUCCCGGAAACUCUGAUCAGCAUCAUCGGACAGACACAUAAGUUCUGUGUGAAAGUUACAGAUCACAACUUCUCAGGCAAUACCCGAGCCGUAACUGUCACCAAGAUCCUCCCUCUAGACACACCACCACCUACGGAAGCCUCAGUUGGAAAUGACAUUGGUGCAACGUCCGAGGAAUCAAAGCAGUCUGGAAACGACGUCUGUGAACCCCCUACAAGCCGUGGAGAUCCUGCAGAUGAGGAUAGCAAGCGGACGUGUGGCAGUGCUGACCCAGGGACAGCUAAACGCCCAAGAUGUGGGAAUUAGAACUUGGGUUCAUUGGUGUUUAAGUCUAUGCUUUACAGUUCAAGGAUUGUUUUU